CCCUCCACCCCCUUCUCUCUGGCUGUGCUGGCUCCCUCAGCUGUUCUCAGUUGCUCUCUGUGCAGUGUGUAGUGUGGACAGGGCUAGGCUGAGCUGGGCUAUGUUGAGGACAUAGAAUGUCUCAGUGAAGACUGUUUCCCAAGCUAACUGGAUUAGGAGCUGGAACAUACUGGACCUGUUUGUCUUUACUAACUAAAGACAGAGUUUUAAUUGAGGGCAUGCUGGAAGAGAGAAAAGAGAGAAACAAAUAGAGUCAACACCAGAGAAUUGUUGGAGUAGAGACCCACGUAAAGACUGAUCUCUAGCCCAGCUCCCCUCACUCUCCCCGGGAUCGGUAUGGUGGGACUCCCCUUGCCUCUGACCUCCAACAUUGAGGUGGUAUGAGUCUGCUGUGUGAGUCCGGUUCAGCUCGGUUCAGUUCCACUUAGUUCGGUUUGACUCGGUUCUGUUUGGCUUGCUUAGACUGGCUGUCUAUAGCACUUACCCAUACCCCUGCUCCAUUUUCAGGUUCUGUGUCUCUGGAACCCCUGACCCAUAACCCCUGAACGUAGGACAGGUUCUGGUCCAGAUUUGCAAAAUUACUGGACUGAACAGACUUCUGUUUGACAGUGUUUCAAUACUUUUUUAUUUUCUGGAAACUCUACCCCUGAUCUGGGACUGAUCCUGGUUCUGCUGACAUCUAUUCUGUGUUCCGGAGGACUGGUUCUUCAGGGACCUGUCUGGCCUCUCUCUCCCCAGGAUCAUGGCCUCUUUCUGGGGCAUGGUGGUGUUGCUGUGUGGGAUGAUGGUUAUUUCUGGAGCACAGAAGACGAAGAGCAAUAUGCCCAGGCUAAAGCUCUCUUAUAAAGAGAUGUUGGAGUCCAAUAACUUGGUGACAUUUGAGGGCCUGGCCAAUAGCUCAGCUUACCACACGUUCCUAUUGGAUGAGGAGAAGGGUCGUCUGGUGGUGGGAGCCAAGGACCACAUAUUCUCCUUCAACCUGCUCAACAUCAGCAGAGACCUGGCACAGAUCCCGUGGCCUGCAUCCACCUCCAGAAGAGAUGAGUGUAAAUGGGCAGGGAAGGACCUCAUGAGGGAAUGCGCUAACUUCAUCAAGGUGUUGCAGCCUUUUAACCAGACCCAUCUGUAUGUAUGUGGAACCGGAGCCUUCCACCCUGUCUGCGCCUACUUGGAGGUGGGGAAGAAACUAGAGGACAGUGUGUUCAGGCUGGAGCCCCUGAUAGAGAACGGUCGAGGGAAGAGCCCUUAUGACCCCAAGCUGCUCACAGCGUCCAUGCUCAUCGAUGGCGAGCUGUAUUCUGGGACGUCAGCGGACUUCAUGGGGCGGGAUUUUGCCAUCUUCCGUACGUUGGGACAGCAUCACCCCAUUAGAACUGAGCAACACGACUCCCGCUGGCUGAAUGAUCCCAGGUUUGUGAGUGUCCAUCUGAUCCCAGAGAGUGACAACCCCGAGGAUGACAAGAUCUACCUGUUCUUCAGAGAGAACGCUAUGGAUGGGGAACACGCAGGGAAGGCUACACACGCACGCAUCGGACAGCUCUGCAAGAAUGACUUUGGAGGCCACAGGAGUUUGGUGAAUAAGUGGACUACUUUCCUGAAGGCCAGACUGGUGUGUUCUGUACCUGGACUCAAUGGCAUAGACACACACUUUGACGAACUACAGGAUGUGUUUCUGAUGAGCGCUAAGGAUCCCAAGAACCCCACCAUCUAUGCAGUGUUCACUACAUCCAGUAACAUCUUCAAGGGCUCAGCAGUGUGUUUGUACAGCAUGGCAGACAUCAGAAGGGUGUUUCUAGGUCCCUAUGCCCACAGGGACGGCCCUAACUAUCAGUGGGUUCCCUUCCCCGGAAGGGUACCGUACCCACGACCUGGCACGUGCCCCAGCAAGACAUUCGGAGGAUUUGAUUCAACAAAGGACUUGCCUGAUGAUGUCAUAACAUUUGCGAGAGGACACCCAGCGAUGUUUAACCCCAUCUAUCCCAUCAACAACAGACCAAUCAUAGUCAAGACGGACACGGACUACCAGUUCACACAGAUAGUGGUGGACAAAGUGGAGGCUGAGGACGGACAGUAUGACGUCAUGUUCAUAGGCACAGACAUGGGUAAAGUGCUGAAGGUGGUGUCCAUCCCCAGAGGGUCCUGGCAUGACCUGGAAGAGGUUCUACUGGAGGAGAUGACUGUGUUCAGGGAGCCAACUGCUAUUACAGCGAUGGAACUCUCCACGAAGCAGCAACAGUUGUACCUAGGCUCAGAUCUAGGCAUUUCCCAGAUGCCUUUGCAUCGCUGUGAGGUGUACGGGAAGGCGUGUGCUGAGUGCUGUCUAGCUAGAGACCCUUACUGUGCCUGGGAUGGGACCGAGUGCUCACGAUACUUUCCCAUGGCCAAGAGGAGGACAAGGAGACAGGACAUCAGGAAUGGAGACCCUUUAACCCAGUGUUCAGACCUGCAGCAUCAUGAUAACCUGAAUGUGCAGCCCACGGUGCUGGAUAAGACAGUGUAUGCAGUGGAGAACAGCAGUACGUUCCUGGAGUGUAGCCCCAAGUCCCAGAGAGCACUCACCUACUGGCAGUACCAACAAGUCAACGACGACAGGAGACAAGACAUCAAAGCAGAGGAUCGUUUUGUCCGUACGGAGCAGGGCCUGCUGAUCCGCAUAUUGAACAAAAAGGAUUCUGGGACGUAUGUGUGCCAGACUGUAGAACACGGCUUCAUGCAGACGCUCCUAAGGGUCACCCUGGAAGUCAUCGACACUGAACGCCUCGACGAGCUCAUUCACCGUGAUGACGAAACCGCCACACACACCGCUGCCACACACACCACCUCCUGGGACAUGCCCCCAGCCCGGGAAUCGUCCAAUCAGAAGCUAUGGUACCGUGACUUCCUGUCAUUAGUGAACCACCCGACCCUGAACAGCGUGGAUGAGUUCUGUGAGCAGGUGUGGAAGAGGGAAAAGAAGCAGAGGAGGCAGAAAGCACACCUAUCCCAACAGGUCCAGCUACACCAGCAGCAGCAGGGCCUCGUGCACGCUCACACCCACGUGAACGCCCAUGGGCUUGCGGCCAAGUGGAAACACCUGCAGGAGAGGCAGAAGGGCCGCAACCGUCGGACCCACGAACUGGAGAGAGCCCCCCGCAGCGUCUGACCUCGCACCGACUAAAUCCCAUGACCCCGCCUGACCCCCAACCCCUAAUCCAUGUACACUGUCCUCAUCCUCAGAUCCCCCCUGAACCUCCUCCCCUGCCUCAUCUCUCCUUACAGAGAUAAAGACUCGUUCCACACUGACUUUGUACAGAGAAUCUCAACUGGAAACAAAGGCAAUAUCCCGCCCUGGUCUGUGCGUGUAGGCUGCGUGGCCACCCAUGUUUACAGUGACACGGCACAGAGACAAAGGAUGUUACAGGACACCAGGUGAUACAGUACUAUUCUAUAAUCUCAGCUGGCCUCUGUAGCCCCAGCACCAUGGAGGGACAGUGUUAGCCAACAUGUGGACUGGACUCCACGUACUGCAGAAUAACUUAUUGAAAACAUGGCUCUGUCUCCACUGUAGUGUAGCUUUGUUUGUUAGUCGUGUCUCGUCAUUGUUGUCCACCCAGAUAUAGUAGUUAGCUUCUCCUAACAACCACUAUCUUGGAACAAGGGAUGAUAGUGUUUGAUGAAAUGACGGAGCAGGGACGGACCUCGUGUGUAUCACAAGGACAUAACUACAUACAGGUCAUGUAAAGCACAACAGUAUGAUGUUGAUUGGUUUCUAUGAGAAAUGAAGAGUCCUAAGGAGAGAGGAGGAUGACUGAGCACUGCAAGAUACUUCAGAGUAGCCGUGGAUUUACAACUAAUUAUGUUAUUCUAACUUAAAUCAGAAAUGUAAAUGUGCUUUGACACAUCCUCAUGCUAAAGGGAAUGGUUUGCGGUUAUCUUGUUACAUGAUGUUGUUUCCCCAUUAACAAAUGUAUUUAACAGAAGGUGAUUGGGUUUUUCCCGAAAGCAGUAGGUAAAUAAAGUAUCCAACAUGAUUCUGAAAGUCACUGUGUUAAGUGUAGAGAUAGAUAAGCUCUUCCAAGGCACAAAUGUUUUCAUGUUUUAUUUAAACCUGUAUCUUUUUGAUUUGCUCAGAGCCCUGUAUAAGUAUUUGUUACAUAGUGGAAGUGGACUUUAUUUCCUUCAUUUUAUGUUUCAGUCCAACCACUGCAUCCCAUCUUAACUAAAACUUUAACAUG
Messenger RNA from Oncorhynchus tshawytscha (Chinook salmon), 4214 nucleotides. Its product is annotated as semaphorin-3ab. Gene Ontology annotation, biological process: negative regulation of axon extension involved in axon guidance; neural crest cell migration; negative chemotaxis. Gene Ontology annotation, molecular function: semaphorin receptor binding; neuropilin binding; chemorepellent activity. The record is from RefSeq and is a predicted model, not a curated record. Lineage: Eukaryota; Metazoa; Chordata; Actinopteri; Salmoniformes; Salmonidae. Bases 743 to 3142 code for a protein of 799 amino acids. The transcript has 17 exons.